This is a messenger RNA of Closterium sp. NIES-65, 2070 nucleotides long. NCBI's taxonomy places the organism in Eukaryota, Viridiplantae, Streptophyta, Zygnematophyceae, Desmidiales, Closteriaceae. The record is from the annotation of a GenBank genome assembly.
AUGCGUCGCCACUUACCGACCGCUGAGCGUGUGCACUUUAGUCAGUACAAGAGUGCUAAGACCUUUCGGUCGGCGCUGCGUCUGCCCCUAGCGGGAGACGCCGCACCGACAAGGGCAAGGGGGGCAAGGGCGCUGGAGGGGCUGGCGGGGGCGGUGGAGGUGGUGGUGGAGGCAGUGGAGGGGGUGGGGGUGGUGGAGGGAGUGGUGGCGGGGGUGGAGGUGUCGGUGGCAGCAGUGGAGGCGGAGGAGGCGGCGGCGGAGGCGGAGGGAGCGGAGGAGGCGGUGGUGGCGGAGGCGGCGGAGGUGGCGGAGGCGGCGGCGGCAGCGGUGGCGUUGGUCGCGGCUCUACGCAAAGGAGUGGUUCCGGUGGUGGUCCGCGCCAGUAGCAGCAGCGCAGUCGUGAGACCCUGUCCCCUCAACAGCUUUGUGAGUGGUACGCUGGGCGUCAGCGAGCCCUGCUUCGGCCACCUGACGGACGCGUGGCAUCACCAGUUCCCUGACGCCACAAAGAUCCCUCGCUGGGGAGAGCUGACUAGGGCGGGGGUCGCUAUCUUUGAUCUUGAUUAUGAUGCUAUUCUUGUUGCCAUGUAUGCUAUGUCUAAUGGUGAUGAGGGUGACUGUUACCUGUGUGUUCCGCCAAACCCGGGCAUUGAAGCUACUGUGCUAGGUGCUGGUGAGGCUGCUGCUCUAGUUGCUAGUGCGUCUGCUGCCCCAGGUGCUGGUGAGUCUGCCCUCUCAGGUCUCUACCUCCCCUCGUUCUCUACGAACUUGGUGAGUGGAGCUGAUAUACAGGAUGGGGGGGUUGACCAGUUCACUUCUGCGAGACAGCGGGUAGCUGCGUUGAGUCAGGUGUUUGCUGCAGCGUCCAGGUCUGGUCCUGAGUCUGCUCCCUGCUCAUGUCGUCUCCUAUCCCACCAGACUCUCCUUUGGCACCACCGCCUUGGUCACCCCUCCCUGCCUCGUCUCCGAGGCAUGGCCUCCCGUGUCCUUGUCUCUGGUCUGCCCCGGUCCCUCCCUCCCCUCCAUCUGGGGCCUGCCCCUACCUGCGUUCCCUGCGUCGAGGGGCGGAAGCGCGCCGCCCCUCACUCCUCCGAGUUUCCUCCGACAGAGGCUCCGCUGCAGACUCUUCACAUGGACCUGUUGGCGAUGCGUCUGCGUUUCGUGUCUGGGGAUCUCGGGCGUUUGUCCGCGACUUGUCCGCGGACAAGCUGUCCCCCCCGUGCUGUUCCCUGCAUCUUCGUUGGAUUCCCCCCUGACGUGCCUGGGUGGCAGUUUUACCACCCCACCUCGCGCCGUGUUCUAUCCUCCCAGGACGUCACCUUUGACGAGUCGGUGCCUUACUACCGUCUCUUCCCCUACCGCACUGCGCCCCUCCCCCCGCCGCCGCUCUUCCUUGCACCAGGUCCUCCCUCGGUAGACCCCCUCCCCCCUCAGGGUCCUGCCCCGUCGGGUGUGUCCCAGGUAGACGCAGUCGAGCUUGUCGAGGUAGCUGUUGACUCUGGUGCUGCUGGAGGUGCUGAGCCUGCGGGUGCCGGGUCUGGGGGUGUUGAGCCUGGGGGUGCGGAACCUGGGGGUGCUGAGUCUAGGGAUGCUGAGCCUAGGGGUGUUGAGUCUGGGUGUGCUGAGUCUGGGGGUGCUGAGCCUGGGGGUACUGAGCCUGGGGGUGCGGAGCCUGGGGGUGUUGGCCGUGCUACUAGAGCUGGAGGUGCUACUGUUGCUGCUGGUCCUGGAGGUGCUCGUCCUAACGGUACUGGAGCUGCUCGGACUUGGGGUGCUGCUGGAAUUGCUUCUGCUGGGCGUACUACUAUAGCUGCUGGCGUUACUGGAGCUGCCGGUCCUGCUGGAGUAGGUGCUGCUGGAGCUGCUAGAGCUGGAGCUGCUGGGGGUGUUGGCACUAGAGGUACUACUGGCGCUCGUGCUUCUGAGGGUGCUGGAGCUGGCGCUAUUGGAGCUGGAGGUGCUGCUGGCGCUGAUGCUUCUGAGGGUGCUCGAGUUGGCGCUGUUGGAGGUGGAGGUGCUACUGGCGCCGGUACUGCCACUUGGGUUACUGGCACUGUUCUUGCUGUCUAA